Messenger RNA from Cyphomyrmex costatus, 813 nucleotides. RefSeq lists its product as uncharacterized. The record is from RefSeq and is a predicted model, not a curated record. The transcript has 2 exons. NCBI's taxonomy places the organism in Eukaryota, Metazoa, Arthropoda, Insecta, Hymenoptera, Formicidae. Bases 1 to 813 code for a protein of 270 amino acids.
AUGAGCAUCGAAGAGCUUCGUAGUCAGAGAGGCUGUAUCAAGGGGAAGCUCACACGCAUUAUAAGCUAUGUUGAUGAGGUAGCGAAUAAAAAGAUUAUUCCUACGCGUGAGGAUCUAUCGGUGCGUCUCGACAAGUUAGACGCCGCUGACAAGGAAUUUCAAUAUGUCGUGGAAAAAAUAAUCGAGGUGAGCCGAGAGCACGAUUUAUCGGCCGACGACGUAGCAGAACAAGAAAAAUUCGAAGGUCGAUACUACGAAACUAAGGCCACGCUUUCCAGAUGGAUUGAACAGCUUCGAUCACAGACAACAAGCAAUGAUAACGGAAAGUACGUUAGAACGAGUAAUCGAGCAGAAUUGUUGCGUCAAUUCACUAUACAACAAACAGACUGUCAAACUUCGCUGGCGAAUAUCAAGUCUCAUGAGGUUACCUGUCAUAAAUUUGCCAACUUUCGACGGCAAGGAAGCGCGGCAAAGGCAAUUGAAGCGAUCGAAAUCUCUGAACAGAAUUACGAGAUCGCAUGGAAUCUGUUGAGAGAUCGCUUUGACAAUGACAAGACAUUGCGCAGGCGUCAUAUUCAGUGCCUAUUCGAGAUGCCACGAGUAGAAAAAGAGUCUGCAAUUGCAAUUCAGAAUUUGAUCGACUAUACUCAGAAGCAUUUGAGGAUCUUAAAAAGUUUGCAACUACCCACUGACGCGUGGGACGAGCUAAUUUUGUUUAUGAUGGAAGACAAGCUUGACAAGGUAACAAGACGUCACUGGGAAGAAUCCAUCGAGGCCAAGGACAAGGCAUCAAUCGACAUGAUGAUGUGUUGA